AUGGAGUUGGUCGUUAAUGAAAAAUCUCGGUACAGAAUUUUCCGAAAUAGACAAAAGGGUCUAAAGAAGAAGAUCCACGAAUUGUCAACUCUGUGUGAUGUUAAAGCAUGCAUGAUCCUAUAUGGUCCUAAUGCCCAUGGCACCGAGUCUUCUCAGCCUGACAUUUGGCCAGAAAAUCGCAAUGAAGUUGAAGGUAUAAUUGAAAACUAUAGGAAGGAGAGGAAGAAAGGCCACGGAAAGAGGACACUGGAUUUAUCUGAUGUUCUCCAAACCAAGAAGAAGACUGACUUUGAGCUGCGAGAGUUGCAGGAAAAAAAUGUCAAAACCAAGACCGGAGUGGAUGAGUUUUCCUAUGAACAACUUAUGGAAAUUAUUGAUAAAUUGGAUAAGAAGCAUGAAGCUGUGCAGAAUAUGAUUGAUUCAAAGAAGGGAAAAGUGAGGCUGAUGAUUGAGACUACUGUGGGUUGCUCUAAUAUGCAGGGCUUGUCCGCAGAGAAGCCACUUAAUAUCAAAGUGCCCAUGGAUUGUCAAGGCACCGGAGUGGUGGAAUCUGAUUUGGGUUUCUUGAUGAACCAGAUGGGGAUGGUGGUGGAGAAUCAUCAAUAUGCAGAAUUAGGAGCUGGGAGGGCGUCCAGCAGCGACAUCCAAUAUAAUAAUGUUCAACAUCACAACCCAAUUCACUAUCAUCCAGCUCUUGGAGUGUCCAAGAACAUGGUGUUGAACCCUGAUCCUAGAACUCCAACACAUCAGAUGGGGGUGUCCAAGAAUAUGGUGUUCAUGGUUGAUGUUAGAAUUCCAAUGCAGCAUAUGCCAACAUUUAUGCAAUACCCUAUGAUGUCUACAGAUUUAGGAACAGAUCGAUUCUAA
Molecule: messenger RNA, 867 nt
Organism: Vitis riparia (riverbank grape)
Lineage: Eukaryota; Viridiplantae; Streptophyta; Magnoliopsida; Vitales; Vitaceae
Product: MADS-box protein AGL72-like
Exons: 1
Coding region: 1-867 (288 amino acids)
Biological process (GO): positive regulation of transcription by RNA polymerase II
Molecular function (GO): DNA-binding transcription factor activity, RNA polymerase II-specific; RNA polymerase II cis-regulatory region sequence-specific DNA binding; protein dimerization activity
Source: RefSeq, a predicted model, not a curated record